CGACGUAUACUAGUUCGCAUUCCUCACUGUCCAUCGCAUACCAAAUCAUCCAAUCCCAUUUUCGCCUGGGAGGAUCUUCCGCAGAAUCGCGCUCCUUCCCUUUUUUUCACGUCUGCCACCGCCCUAGGGUCAUGAAUUCCAUGGCCUGUCCUCCUAUCCCUGCUUCUCCCUGCUGAACUUCUUUCGUCAAUUUAGAUCUCCUCACUUCCUCUGACAUUCCUUCUGAGUUCGAUCGACUCCUAUCCUACCCAAUCUCCAGUCCUUAUCGCAAGUGUCGGUCUGCCUGGCAUCUGACGUGACGUUUCGCGUGGUGUAACUACCAAUACUCCUGGGGACUUCCCACUUUCAAGUCUCCGUCGUCUUUGCAACAUCUCUCCUGCGCUGUCACCUAUUUGUACGCCGAUUCCGUUGCUCGAACGCCUGCUGCCUCAAUUGGGGCUGAUAGCCAUUUGAUAUCCAUGCGCCUGGCAUAGAGCAGUCGCGGGUCGUCAGACGAGUGUCGGUGGCUUUUCCAGGAUGGAAGUUAUGCGGACACUCCCUCGUGAUGAAUUUGUAUCUCCACUGAGGGUACAUGUCCCUUCCCGGCCGGGAUUCGACAAACGUGGGAAGGAAACUAGCGACCUGUCAAAUGGCUGGCUGCAGAUAGAUGGUUUAACUUCGGGGUGUCUUGGGUCCGGAGAAUACACCAAGGAUGGUGGUGUGCAUGACGCCAAAGUCCUCCAAGUGGUGGAACAUCAAAAUAAGGAUACAAUAUUACGGCGAAAGCUAGGCUACAAAUCAUCGCUGGCUCUGGAAGCUGACAUCCAUGCCUUCGAGCCCGAAGGCUAUGAUGCACCACCGCCCACAUAUGACGAUGCGAACAAGGAUCUACCUCCAGAUUACGCCACACUUGCUCCCUUAGCCCAGCGGAAGAGUCUUAUCCAAGACUCUGCGCCCUCACAGACUACAGAUAGGUCGGAGUGUAAAAGCGCAUCGCGGCUAUUCGAUUUUGAGGCUACUCCGGGCAUUCGGGAAAGAGCAGGAAAGAAGAAGAAGAAGAAGCCGGCUGCGCAACCCCAGCAACAGAGCACACCGCCGCCUGAGGAAAGUGGAGGCGACAAGCAAGAUGAUGGUGGUGGAGAUGAGCAGAAUGGUGAUACCGGCGGAAAUGAAGGAGGCGAUUCAGGAGGUGGCGGCAAUGGAGGAGAUGAUAAUGGCCAAGAUGGGAACGGCGACGGUAAUAAUGGAGAAGAUGACGAGUGGGAUGCGUGGAAUACGACAAGCACCAAGAAGAGUAAGAAGAAGAAAAAGCAGGAGGAAGAGGAAAAGUUGAAGGAAGAAGAAGAGCAACGGAAGCGGGAAGAAGAGGAACAGCAGGCCAGGGAAGAACAGGAGAGAUUGGCCAAAGAGGAGGAAGAACGGCUGGCCAAGGAAGAGGAGGAGAAGCGCGCUGCCGAAGCUGCCGCCGCUGCCGCCGCUCCCCCCGACCUCAGCUGGGCAGAUGAUACUAAUGCCAACGGUGAUGAUGGCUGGGGUUUUGCCACAACGACUAGCAAGAAAAAGAAGAAGAAAGGCAAGGGCGCCGACCCUAGCCCGCCCGAACCGGCGUCCAACGGGUUCCAAGACGUAAGCUUGAACGACAGCGCGCCGCAACUAGACUUAGGUCUGCCUCCUGCAGCGCCAGGGACGGGCUUCAACUUUGGGAGCUGGGGUCAAGAUUGGGGAUCUGGUGAUAAAUGGGGUCUUAACACCCUGAACGGCAUGAAAGACGACAAGCCAAAAGAGAAUACUAACCCUUGGUCCUUCUCCGGCACCAACGGCAUGUCGAACACCUCCGUUGGGUUCAGCUUUGGUGCGGAUCUUGGAAGUACCCCGGCUGCCAACGAUGUCCCUCCUGCUCCGGAAGAAAGCAAGCCAGAGGACGACUGGGGAUUUCCCGUGACCAAGAAAGAGAAAAAGAACAAGAAGAAGGGGCUCGAGGAGCCGACGCCCGACCUUCUUGCAGAAGAGCCAAAACCGGAUAACGCCUGGCCGGCUGUUAAAGAGAAUAAGGAGCCGGAAUUUGCUGAUGAUGACUGGGGUUGGGGAGCAACCUCUAUCAAGAAAGAAAAGAAAAAGAAGAAGGCCGACGAGCCUCUUCUUGAGGAGCCUCCCGCCCCCGAACCUGCUGCCGCCGCUGAUCCGCCGCCUGAAGAUGAUUGGUCAUCGGGCUGGGAUCUCCCAAAGAAGGAGAAAAAGAAGAAGAAGGGCGCGAUCUUUGAGCUGGAGCCGGAGCCAGAGCCACAACCUGAUCCCGUGGAGCCGGAGCCUGAACCUGAACCAGUCGUUGAACCUGAGCCCGAACCCGAGCCCGAGAAGCCAGCCUUGGAAUUCCUGGAUAACCCUCUUUAUAAUAACUGGCUCACGCUUAAUUCCAAAGACAGGAAGAAAAGAGAAAAGCAACUUGUCAAGAAAGGCCUCCCUAUCCCUGGCAAAGACUUUGAAUUUCCUGAUCCAGAUGCUGAGCCCCCCAAGGAACCAGAGCCCGAGCCCGAGCCAGUUCAAGAACCUGAGCCAGCUCCUGAGCCAGAGCCCGAGCCGAUAGCUGAACCUGAACCUGAACCUGAACCAGUUGUUGAACCAGAGCCCGAGCUUGAACCGGAGCCCGAAAAGCCCGCCUUUCAAAUCCCAGACAGCCCUCUGUAUAAUAACUGGCAUACACUUUCAUCUAAAGACCGGAAGAAGCGUGAAAAAUCGUUGAUCAAGAGCGGACUUCCUAUUCCUGGCAAAGAUUUUGAACUUCCUGAUCCAAAUGCUGAGCCCCCUAAGGAGCCCGAGCCCGAGCCUGAGCCCGAGCCAAUUCAAGAACCGGAGCCAGCUCCUGAACCCGAGCUCGAGCCGAUACCUGAGAUCAAGGCUCCUGAAAUACCAGACAACCGGAAGAAACGGGAGAAAACAUUGAUUAAGAAUGGUCUUCCUAUCCCGGGCAAGGAUUUUGAGCUUCCUGAUCCCAAUGCUGAGCCUCCCAAAGAUCCUGAGCCAGAGCCAGAGCCAGAGCCGGAGCCGGAGCCGGAGCCAGUUCAAGAACCCGAACCAGAGCCUGAACCCGAGCCGCCUGAACCUGAGGUUAAAGCUCCUGAGAUACCAGACAGUCCCCUCUACAAUAACUGGCACACACUCUCGUCCAAAGACCGGAAGAAACGAGAGAAAACAUUGAUUAAGAACGGACUUCCUAUUCCUGGUAAAGAUUUUGAGCUUCCUGAUCCCAAUGCUGAACCCCCCAAAGAGCCUGAGCCUGAGCCACCGGAGCCUGAGCCAGCAGCUGAACCUGAGCCAAUCCCGGAAGCUGAGCCUGAGCCUGAGGUUAAAGCUCCAGAGAUACCAGACAGUCCUCUCUAUAACAACUGGCACAAUCUCUCAUCCAAAGACCGGAAGAAACGAGAGAAAUCAUUGAUCAAGAACGGACUUCCUAUCCCGGGCAAGGAUUUCGAACUUCCUGAUCCUAAUGCUGAACCGCCUAGAGAGCCCGAGCCUGAGCCAGUACCUGAACCUAUUCAAGAAGAGCCGGCGCCACCUCCAGCCCCAGAAUUGGAGCCAGAACCAGAGCCAGAGCCGACUUGGGAGCCAGAGCCAGAGCCUGCGUCCGAGCCAGUCCCUGAAGUGGUCACAGAACAGACUUAUGAGGAGGAAAGCUGGGGAAUAUGGAAUGCUUCGAAGGAGAAGAAGAAGAAGAAGAGCAAGAUCGCUGCUGAGCCUCCACCGCCCGCACCAACACCUCCAUCUUUGGGAUGGUCUGCCGAGCCAGAGGGGUAUGUACCUACUGACCAACCUUCUAAGAGUAACAAGAAGGGUUACAAGGAGGAAGAGACACCUAAGAGUGGCAUGGGUUGGUGGGCCACCAUCGGUGCUGCAACUAUGGGCAAAUCCAAGACGACGAAGAAAAAGUCAUCAGAGAAGACCAGAGCCAUAGAAGCAGCACCAGAGCCCGAGCUCGAACCCGAACCUGUACCAAGUCAUCCUGCAGAGGAUGACUUACUCAUUGACGUUGACGAUUCAAAGAUGCCCGAGGCGCCCGAAGCGCCAAUCCCGCCAGUUGUCGACGAACCACCCGCGCCAGCCGCGCCGCCAGCGAAGUCUCCUGUUGUCACCUCGAAGACCAAGUCAUCAGCCAAAUUGUCCAAGGGGAAGUCAAAGGACAAGGUAGCCAAGGAAGAGCCUGCCCCACCCCCAGAAGAACCUCCUGCUCCCCCGCAACCCGAGCCUGUCGAAUUCUUUGACCCCGAACCGGUUCAAUUUAAAAAGCCCUCUAGGGAUUUGGACUUUUACGAUAUACCCCCUCCACCUGCCCCAGAGCCGCCUGCCCGAGAGCCGGAACUUCAGUUUGAGCCGGAACCUGAGCCUCAGCAACCUGAGCCCGAGCCCGAGCCUGAGCCGGCAAAGACUGCUGUACUCGAACCUGUGCCAGAACCGGUACCUGAACCAGUUCCUGAGCCUGUGCUUGAACCACCGGCUCCUGAGCCCGUGCCUGAGCCGGUCCCUGAGCCUGUUGCAGAACCAGAGCCAGAACCUCAACCCGAGCCGGAGCCCGAGCCAGUCCCCGCACCUAAAAAGAAGAAGGUUGUUGAGCCAGAACCAAUUCCUGAGCCGCCAGUAGCUGAACCCGAACCCGAAUUUGUCCCAGCUCCUGCUCCAGAGCCUCCGAUCGAGCAAACGCGGGAAUUAGAGCCGGUGGUCGACGAAGCACCUGCUCCCAAGCCUGAAAAGCCGAAGAAAAAGAGCAAGAAGGUAUCCAGUCUAGAAAAGGCAGCCCCGACUGGAGAAGCAGCUGCAGAAAUCGAUCCUGCUGAGCCGGAACUGGAGAAGCCGGCCAGGAAGGAGCGUGUUCGUGUUGAGCGCACUCCCGGUUCGGCAUCCUGGGGAUUUUGGGGUGCCACGCCUCAAAAGCAGCCCAGCACUAGGGAGCAUAGGCGUAGGCGGGAAAGGGAACGUGAACGUGAACGUGAACAGUCACCCCCGCCUAUGGUCAGGUCGAGAUCGACCAGGCAACCAAAGUCUAGGGAUCUUGAGAACGAGGGAGAGAAGUCUACCUCUGACAAGGAUAAGCGCAAUAGCCGAGGUAUGACUCUCGCUGAUUUUGUCCUGGGCACGCCGCCACCGCCUAGUAGGACAAAGUCCAGUCGAAGACACGGAACACACGCAUCCAGGGCUACUUCGAGACGUCCAUCCGUGGGCAUGGAGGACGCUGGGUUCCCCAGUCCUCCACCCGACGAUAGCCGGGAUAUGCCGGAUAAGGCUGCCAGGAUGAUGGGUGUGCACGGCUCCUCUCGGAGAGAAAGAGACAGACGUCAUGAAUCUCGUAGAAGAUCUCGCGCUCCUGAUCCGUAUGCGGUCGAAGACGAGGACAUCGUCAUGGUAGACCGGGACGACAUCGAUGCCCCGAAGGAGGGCUCAAGGGGAUCGAGGCACUCCGACAGACGUUCGAGGAGAAAGUCUCGGUCCAGGCAAGAAGAGCAUUAUGAUGAUGCUGAAGUGUUCUCGGGACCGGAAGAUAUCGCUUUCGUGGAAGCACCAAGAGAGCGACGCGUGAGACGGUCAAGUACUGCUCCCAAGAAACCAGAGUCCACUGGUCUCAUGGGCUUCAUCGGCUCUUUGCGGAAAACCGCUCGUCCGGACCCUCCGGAGCGCCGAAAGUCCCGGUCUCAUCGUGAUGAAGAUGCCCGAUACAUGACAGAGCCAGAGCGAGAGGAACGGCGUGCAAGGCGCGAAGCUCGCAGAAGGCGUGCCGAACAAGAGGCUGAGCUGGACGGCUUUGUUACCGAAGGCGGUCCAGUAGGUGGGUUCCCGGAAACCGACAUGGACGAAGUUGAAGCUAGACGGGCAGCCCGUCGAGCAAAACGAUCCUCUCGGCAGGCGCCAUCUGACCAGCUUCGUGAGAGCGACUGGCGCGAAGCCGAAGAAAGACGUGCUCGACGGAAGGAAAGAGAGAGAGCCCGUGAGCGGGAGAUGCAGGAAAGAAUGCUCCGAGAGGAGGAAGAGAGGGAAGCAAGGCGCCAGGAAGAACGAAGGCUUCGUAGAGCAGCUCGUGAAGAGCGCCGUGCUCGAGAAGAGGCGGAAGCCCGCGAGGCAGAAGAGCAGGCCGAAGCCGAAGCCAGAGCAGCAGAACGGCGCGAACGCAGACGGCGGAGGGAGGCAGAGAUGCAAGAAGCCGCCGCGUACGAGCCCCGGUCCAAACGUCGAUCCUCUCGUCACCCUGUCGAUGACAGAGCUGCCCGAGACUUCUAUCUCGGCGGCUACGACGGCGAGAGGGCUUAUCGUCCGGAACGGUCUACAGAAGAGGGGGUGAGGCCCAAACGUCGGAAGUCCAGGGCUCCAGAACCGGAGCGCGGACCACCGAUGAUGUCCGGAGGACGCAAGGAUAAAACUUCGUCCUGGGUGCAUUCGCAAGCGAGCGACCCGCCUGAACCACCACCAGUCGUGGCCACCGUGGUGGACAUGCCGCCUGGUCCAGGUGAGCCGGCUCAGGCGAACUCGGUCUCCUCGGACGAGGAGGCACGACGUGAGCUGCGGCGUCGGGCCCGACGACGAGCAAGAUAUCCCGGCCUGACGGAUCAGGAAAUCGACGAGUUACGAGCGCGAAAGCGCGAGGCUAGACGGUCUGAGCGUAGUUCAGGCAGCGCUGAUUACGAACGGGUCCGUGGCAUGAGGUCGUACGACGAUCGUUAUGCACCGCCAGUCAAUGGGCCCAGGAUGCCGAAUUGGUUCAAGAGACUGACCAAUAUGGGUUGA
This is a messenger RNA of Aspergillus welwitschiae, 6744 nucleotides long. RefSeq lists its product as uncharacterized. The transcript is spliced from 17 exons. The coding region runs from base 517 to 6744 and encodes 2075 amino acids. NCBI's taxonomy places the organism in Eukaryota, Fungi, Ascomycota, Eurotiomycetes, Eurotiales, Aspergillaceae. The record is from RefSeq and is a predicted model, not a curated record.